CAAACGUGUGCGCGUGCACGCGCAGUAGGUUCUCUGCGUCUCCGCGCCGCGCCUUUUGCACAAAGACUGCUAAUAAACACAGUCAAGUUCAGCGGUGGCGCAUUAAUAACUUUUCCUCGCUGCUCACUGCGACGAUACGGGAUUUGAUUCCGUUUGUUCCUUUUCACUUUUGAAAAUGGAGGAGUGGAGGAUUCUUUAUUGCGUGAUCUAAAAAAAAAAAAAAAAACCCGGGUGCUUUUGAAAUUCAUUACACACACACCUUUUUGCUCAUUUAACUCUGAUUAGCGCGAGCGCCGAGGCUGCAUGGAGGCACCGGGGAAUUCAGAGAAAUCUCAUCUCAUUAACGAGAGAAAUGCCAGAACAUACUCUCUUAAACUCAAAAGUGAAUUUCCUGGUUCCAAAGAAAGCUACCCAAGUCGGGUGUAUGAGAAUGGGGAGGCUACUGGGGCCAUUGAGUUGCAGCGGCCUGUUGGAGCCCACUGCCAUGGAAGCAAAGCUCAGUGGGAGGAGAACCGUGAUACACUUUUGGCUAAAAAGAAGCUGUACAUUGCCUCGAUUAUCUGCCUGGUCUUCAUGAUUGGGGAAGUGAUUGGUGGUUAUCUCGCCCACAGCCUGGCCAUCAUGACAGAUGCUGCUCAUCUGCUCACAGACUUUGGCAGCAUGAUGGUUAGCCUUUUCUCCCUGUGGAUUUCCUAUAGACCUCCCACCAAGACCAUGAAUUUUGGCUGGCACAGAUCAGAGAUUUUGGGAGCGCUGAUAUCCAUAAUGUCCAUCUGGAUAGUUACUGGGGUGUUGGUGUACCUUGCUAUUGAGAGAAUUGUAAAAAAUGAUUAUGAAAUUGAUGGCAGAGUGAUGCUGCUUACUUCGGGAUGUGCUGUUGUGGUCAACAUCAUAAUGGCAUACAUCCUCCAUCACUCCACUACCUUUCACGGAAAUGAUUCUGGCUAUCACAAGAUUACUGAAAAUGGGAUAAGUCCUGUGGGCCAUGGCCACUCUCACAGCCUUCUGGGAAGCCAUGGAAACACCAGUGUCAGGGCGGCAUUCAUCCAUGUUUUGGGUGACCUUUUACAGAGCUUUGGGGUGAUGGUUGCAGCUAUCGUUAUCUACUUACGGCCUGAAUACAAAAUAGCUGAUCCCAUUUGCACCUUCCUGUUCUCUCUGUUUGUCCUGGGGACAACACUUACCAUUCUCCGAGAUGUGUUCCGCAUCCUCAUGGAGGGUGCACCCAGAGGAAUUGAAUUUAACUCUGUGAAGGAGGUGCUGCUAUCACUGAAAUCUGUAAAGGCUUUGCACAGUCUGCGUUUGUGGGCUCUAACUGUUGGACAGACCUUGGUUUCUGUCCAUGUGGCCAUUGAGGAAAAUGCAGAUCCUCAGAAUGUCCUGAAGGAAGCUACAGAGCUCCUGCAGACCAAGUUUGGCUUCUACAGCACCACCAUCCAGGUCGAGCCCUACAGUGAGGACAUGGCCUACUGCACCAUGUGCCAGGAUCCCAUGGACUAACCAAGACAAUCCGGCACCAUGGAGCUGCACAGGGAUGAGGACCACACGCAUCAAGCUAUUCAGAGAUGCUUGGAUAUCAUUGCACUUUUUUCUGCCUUUUGAUUGAUUUUUUCUUUUAGGAUUAUUUGAAGGAUUUGUUUAUUUUAGUCAUGUUCCAUCUGGGUUGGUUUUUUUUUUUUUUUUUUUUUUUGCGCACCUCCUCAUUCAGAACUGUGAUUAUGUAUAUGUGAUUUAAAAAUUGUUUUUUUUUUUUGUUUGUUUGUUUUUGUCCAGCAUCUCGGAGCUCCACCAACAUUUUGCAUCUCAAUAUUUAUGGAUAAAGCUUUAAAUAAGUCCGACAACAAACGGAGAAAAUUUCUAUAUAGGAUUGCAACAGUCAGAUCUCUUGAACCAUCCUUUCCUGUGUUUCAAGUUUUCAUUUUGUAUGUACCUUCAUGCAACACCCCCCCCCCCCCCCCCCCCCCCCCAUAUUUGUUUGCAGCAAACUAGGACAUAAAUACCUCUAACUCAGCUUCACUGAAAUGAUUUUUUUGCCCUCUAUUUUUUUAAUUCCCCCAAAUUUUUUGAUUUAUGAAAUAUAGCUUGUUUGAAUCAUUUUUCAUUUGAACCACUGUAGUAAUGCCUGUAUAAUUCAGUGUGGUUGUUGUAAAUUGAUACGAGGGUAAAUAUGGGUGUGUUAUGCUUAUGACAAGCGACUCAUGGGCAGGAAAUUUGUUCCACGCCACUGAAGCCGAUUCACGACUUGUGCUCAAAUCACAGUUUGAUUAUUUUGUGAAUAAGACUCUGAUUCGUUCAUUCAUCAUUCUGUGCACUCAAAUCCGUAGUUCUUUCUGGGCAGCUUUAUUAAAUAUUUCAUUUUUGUGUA
Ictalurus punctatus (channel catfish) is the source of this 2365-nucleotide messenger RNA. RefSeq names its product solute carrier family 30 member 2 (gene slc30a2). The record is from RefSeq and is a predicted model, not a curated record. Gene Ontology annotation, biological process: response to zinc ion; zinc ion transmembrane transport. The transcript has 9 exons. Gene Ontology annotation, cellular component: plasma membrane. NCBI's taxonomy places the organism in Eukaryota, Metazoa, Chordata, Actinopteri, Siluriformes, Ictaluridae. Bases 304 to 1500 code for a protein of 398 amino acids. Gene Ontology annotation, molecular function: zinc ion transmembrane transporter activity.